UUUAGUGCUCGACCGACGAUCAGCGCUGACGUCGGUCGAACGUAGCUAUAUCAAUGAAUGCAUAUGAACAACUACAGUGUAUCACUGAUAAAUUGCUACGCGCGUACAGCUACGUCGCGCUGACGAGGACCGUCGGUCGAGCGCGUCCGUCGGGCGUACGUCGGUCGACCGACGAGCUAUUUUUAGCAAUGCAAGAGUUUAGUUCUACGCUGACGACCAACUGACCGUACGCGCGUACACAAUCUUUUUAUUUUAUUUUUAUUAAGGCAAUAAUAAUAAUAAUAACAUUUUAUUUUAUGUAAUUGUGUUGUAAAUUGUUUAUAUUUGUUUAUUAUAUUAAUAUAAUUAUAACAAAAAAUGAACAUCGAUACCGAGCGUGUUAUUUCUGAGGUGCAUCUUCGACCGCCAUUAUGGGACCUAUCUUGUGUAUUGUACAAAGACCGUGAUGCCAAAAUAAAAGCUUGGCGCGAAGUUUGUCAAGCAAUAGUACAAAAUUUCGACCAUGUGUCUGAUAAUGAAAAAAAAGUUAUUGAAAGGAAUGUACAACAGCGGUGGAAGACGGCACGAGACGCUUACGUUAGGUGCAAAGCCACAAUGAAGAACACAAAGUCUGGGUCUGCAGGUAGUAACAAAAAGAAAUAUGUAUACUUUGAUUGUAUGCAAUUUCUAGACAAAAAACAUGUAAUAGAUACUGAGGAUUCAAUUGUAGAAAAUCAGAGCACAAUGGAUGAAUCAAAUAACAAACCGACAACCAAUGAUGACGCUCUACCUUCAACGUCCAAAGACUCCAACUUUUGCCAACCAGAACAAACUACUGCUGCUGAACGGAAAAAUAUGCAAACAAAACGUUUUAAAAAGAGAACUCGUAAUGAAGACGAUAAUUUUGAUAGGGAAAUGUUGAACAUGUUUAAAGAAAAUACAAAAUUAAUGCAAAACGAUGACAUGUCAUUUUUUUGUUCACUUUUGCCGAUUAUGAAAACUUUUUCUAACCACCAAAAAUUACUUUUCCGUUCUGCAGUUCUACAAAAAGCAAUCGAAAUAUCUAGUAAUUCUAGUGAAAUCCGCCCGGGAACAUCACAUACAUUUUCAACUUCAGAAUCACAACAUUCCGAUGCUUCUACAUCUUAUAUAACUGAAGUACCACAACAGUUUGAGGAGGCACUAGAUGAUGAUUCAACAUAUUCUUUAGAGGAUUUUGUUACUAUGCAGAAUUUGUAAUAAAAAAUAUUAUGUUGUAUUAUGA
Molecule: messenger RNA, 1243 nt
Organism: Melanaphis sacchari
Lineage: Eukaryota; Metazoa; Arthropoda; Insecta; Hemiptera; Aphididae
Exons: 2
Coding region: 358-1218 (286 amino acids)
Biological process (GO): regulation of transcription by RNA polymerase II
Cellular component (GO): transcription regulator complex; nucleus
Molecular function (GO): DNA binding
Source: RefSeq, a predicted model, not a curated record